UUGUGUGGUAAUGGAGUAAGAUGGCGGCUUUGUGGCAGUGCUGUGCAAAAAAGGGCAUCCAUUAAAAAGUUCAUUUGUUUUUGAACUGAUCAAAGACCCAGGAACUCACUACAAGCAAUUAAAGGGAAUCAUCCCUUUUGCCCGACUAAGAACACAUUGCACAGACUGCCCAUCUGGGGACGCUGACAAAGUAACAUCACAUAAGUAACAAGUCAACAUCGGAACUUUUAGAACUAUCAACAAAUAUGUCAGCUGUAAGAAAAAUGAACAGUCCUCAGUGGAAGAAUUUCCAGCCGCCCGCACAGGAUCCUGCCAUUCUAUCCUAUCAGCAAGGUUCAAACAUUGUUAGUCCUAUACUAUCACCUACUUCACCUGCAAGUACGAGCAACAUCAGAGAAACUGGGUUUAUAGAAAAACUGCUACACUCAUAUGGAUUCAUUCAAUGUUGUGACAGGGAGGCAAGGCUGUUUUUUCACUUCAGUGAAUAUGCCGGCGACAUUAACACUGUGAAAAUUGGAGAUGCUGUAGAAUUCCAAAUGAGCUGUGACCGCCGAACAGGACGCCCCAUUGCAUGCUCUAUAGGUAGAAUAGAUAAGGACGAGGUAUCAUUUGAGGUGCUGAGUGAGGAGAGGUUUACAGGAUCUAUUGUGCAGGAAGCAAGACCAGUUAAGAACAAAAACGGUUGUAUAAAUGGACAAGCAGAUGGUCUAGGACGAGUAACAUAUGAACACAACGGUGAAUGGUUCUUUUUACCAUAUGGACUUGAUGAUGUAGUUGAAACUGGAAAUGCUUGUAAGAUCAAAAGUGGAGACACUGUCACUUUCUACAUAGCUACAGACAAAAGAAAUGCAAACAUACAUGCAAGGAAGUUGGAGGUGAUGGCAGUCCCUGCAGUACAAUCACGAUGUCAGGGUGUGGUGUGCUCAAUGAAAGACUCCUUUGGCUUCAUAGAGCGGGCAGACAUGGUCAAAGAAAUCUUCUUCCACUACAGUGAAUUUAAGGGCGACAUUAACGAUCUUAUACUUGGUGAUGAUGUAGAUUUUGAUGUGCAGACUAGAAAUGGAAAAGAAGUGGCAGUUAAUAUCUCUAGUCUUCCAGAAGGUACAGUGAUAUUUGAGGAUAUUGGUCUGGAUAGGAUUGUUGGCAAUGUAGUCAAAACCCUUAAAAAUGGCCGCAGACAAAGUGAUCCACUAGGGGGAAGAAUCAACUUCGAGGGUCCAAAAGGCUUAACAGAAAUGCCAUUUGGGGACAAAGAUCAGGUGGGAGACUACACCCUUUGUCAUGGAGAUCUGGUCGAAUUCAAGGUUGCCACAGACCGACGUGACAAACUACAGCGUGCUACAUCCAUCUGUCUUCUUGAGAAAGAAACAUUUGAACAGAACAAAGAGAAACGGGAAACGGGUGUAAUUGUUAGCCUGAAGGAUGGCUAUGGCUUUAUUCACUGUGCAGAGAGGGACUCCCGCAUGUUCUUUCACUUCAGUGAAAUGUUGAAUGGAGAAAAAGAAGUGAAACCACAAGAAGAAGUUGAAUUUACUGUGACUCAGGACAUAUCUACUCCGGAUCGACUGAUGGCCAUUCGUAUCAAAUAUCUACCCAAAGGCAGUGUCAACUUCACACAUGUCCGUCCAGAGAAAUAUAUAGGCACAAUUGAACGUGAGCCUGCUUUACAAACAAGUCCAACCAAGAACAAAGAUUCAGACUGUGGGAACAUAAUUUUCGACUUUGAAGGAACUAUCCAGCAGGUACCAUAUCAGCUGAAGGACCUUGUUGAUCCCAGGUCCCCACCCAGAUAUGGUGACAAGGUUGAGUUUAACCUUGCCGAGAUCAAGAGGAACAAUACUAGAGGUGCUGUGAAUGUGAGGGUGCUAUUUAGAAAUGUGGCCAGUAAAUGUCUUGGGUUUGUAGCAACACUCAAAGAGAACUAUGGCUUUAUCGAAAGUGCGGAUCAUGAGAAAGAAAUCUUCUUUCAUUUUAGCUCUUUUGAUGGAGAUCCCUCAGAACUGGACCUGGCUGAUGAGGUAGAGUAUACUGUCACCAGAAAAAAUGCCAAAGUGAGUGCAGAAAAUAUCCGUAAAGUAGCUAAGGGCACUAUCCCUAUGGAAGAGGUCUUGCGAGACCAGGGUGUGUUCAAGGGAAAGAUUAUUCGACCAAUGAGAAUUGUAAACCCAGAACAAGAAGAGUACAGUGGGCUGGUGCAAGUUGACCCUACAGAGGAGGGUGCUAAGUCAGUCUGUUAUCCUUAUGGUAUCACAAGUCUGGCUGACAAGCGAGACUUCCUUCAAACUUCAGAUGCUGUCAAGUUCCAGUUGGCUGUUGGUAAAAAUGGUGUCACUCGGGCUGUCAACAUUGCAGCUGUCCGCAAGUACAUCCGUGCAAGGGUGGAUUCUGUGAAGGGACAGUUUGGCUUCAUCAACUAUGAAGCAGCAGAAGAAGGGAAGAAGCUUUUUUUCCACAUGACAGAGGUUCAUGAUGGAGUGGACAUUCAAGCUGGGGAUGAGGUGGAAUUUGUUGUUGUACAAAAUCAACGCAACAAGAAAUAUUCAGCAUGUAGUGUUAGGAAGAUCACGAACCGACAGCGUCCUGAACGUUUGGUGAGUAGGCUGAAGAGUAUCAACGAUGAUAUGGUUAGUCCUCGCAUGGUUGCUCUUCGACAGCCAAAAGGUCCCGAUGGAACAAAGGGAUUUGCACCGCGCAUUCCACGUCAGCCAACUGUGUAGCUUUGCAUUAAUCCUGCUUCAUCACAUCUAUCGCCGCCUUUUUGAGAAAACAAAACAACAAAUGCCAUACAAAAAAAAAGACAAUCUCCUCCCAUCUCCUCUUUUCAGUUUAUCAUAUUUCCAUUAAAGAGGUUUGAUUUCAGAUGUCAUUAACUAUUACCCAAAGAAACCUCUGCAUUUUCUUUUUUUUAGUGUUUUGAUUUUAAGGAAAAGAUCCUGGACUUUCCACUUCCUUCAUAAUUUCUGUAUUAGGAAUGUUACCAGGUAAAUAAGAAUUGUUGCAGUUUAGAGAACAAAGUGGUGUUUUCAGAAUAUACUAGUAUGAUUACAUCUUUGGAUGGCAAGCAUUUAAUUUGCAUUUAGCUGUUUGGAAAUUUGUCAAUGUAAGCUAAUUACAAACAUGUAUUGGACCAAAAACAUUUUGUUGAUUGUCAGAUUUGCUCUAAAAUAUAUUUACAUGUUAAAUAGUGAAAACACUGUUGAUUAUAUUAUUAUUCUGAAGAAAAUAUAAUUUAUAGAUUUAUUUAUUUAACAAGCAUGAAUUCUACAACCUGUUAACGUUCAUUAAUUACCAUCAUUAUACUAUUCUUGAUAGCAGUGUGAUAUCUCCACAAUUGUGGUGAAAGUGAGUGAAUGUGUAUGAUCAAAUGACCGUAUGGAUGGAUAUUUUUCUAUUUUAAAACAUCAGUGUAAGUCAAGCGAGAACAAUAUGUGCAACCCAGAUGUAUUUGGUCGAUUUAGAGUGUUCAAAAAUCUUUUUCUUGACGAUGAUAUUGCAAGUUAAGAUAAAGCAGCGUUAUGAACAAAAAAAUAUAAUUGAGAAAAUUACUUACGGCAUCUUGAAAGUGAGAAGUUUUAUCAAACAACAUUUCUGAUAUCAUUAUCAUCUGUAAUGGAAGGAUGACCCAAGUUCAGUUUGUAGCCAUUAUUCAUUAGCCUUCAUUAAAUUCAUGCUAGGGAUUAUGCUUAAAAAAAAAAAAAAAAAGAAAGAAAUGGUUGUCUUUUUUUCGUUAUGAACUGAAAGGAUUCAUAAUCCACAUUUUCAACAUUGGUAUUUGUUGUAGUAUGCUGUACCAUGUUGUCAAAAUGUAUGAUGUUCUGGGUCGUCAUAUGACUAUGUUGGAAUCAUGCAUGCUAUAAAACAGGCUUCGAUACUUGAGUAAAAGUUUGUUACAAGUAUGUCAAUGAUGAGACAUUUGAUUGGUAACUUGAUCACUGAACCACAGUGACUCAAAUGUUAAGUUUGUCUCACUCACAGGAAGAAAGCAGUCUGAAUGCAUUGGUAACUUCAUCACUGAAACCACAGUGACCCCAAUGUAAAGUUUGUCUUACACAAAGACAACAGUCUGAAUGCUUAGGUAAUCCAGGAACACAAAAACAAAGGGAAAAAAAUAAAAAAACAAAUAAAAAUGAUGAAUGAAGCACA
This is a messenger RNA of Ylistrum balloti, 4143 nucleotides long. Its product is annotated as cold shock domain-containing protein E1-like. The coding region runs from base 246 to 2717 and encodes 823 amino acids. NCBI's taxonomy places the organism in Eukaryota, Metazoa, Mollusca, Bivalvia, Pectinida, Pectinidae. The transcript has 15 exons. The record is from RefSeq and is a predicted model, not a curated record. Gene Ontology annotation, molecular function: nucleic acid binding.